CUGGUAAAUGCGGCUUUCUCGAGAAGCCUCUCGCUGUCGCAUCGACAUUUACAGGAGGAGAAACGGUUAUUUCCCAGUUUCUGGCACCACUGGAGCGCUGCAGAAACCCCACCCAUCUGGAAUUGAGUCCCUGGAGCUUCGGAGGGAGGGAGGUCGGUCGGAGCGGCCCGCAGUAACACGCCCCUCUAUAGCCGUCCUGCCGCGGCCCCUUCUCCCACUCCCAGCUAACAGCUAACAGCUAACCUUCGUCCAGCGACGGAGCAGAAAUGUCGAGUGGUGGUGAGCAGGAAUUCUCUCUGAGUACUGCACUUCAGGCGGUUUCCCAGCAGGGGGAGUCCCAAGCUGUUGAGCUAGAGGAAAAACGCCAUGCUCUCAAUGCAGUACAGGCCACUUUAUCAGAGGUUGUAAAGAGCUACGAGGCUGUGGCCAAGGACAUAAAACUGAAGGAGCGACAAAUCACUGGCAUCACCUGUGAGACUGAGCAGAUUCAUAGCCAUAACGAGACACAAGAAGCACAGUUAAAAGCCAUCUUAAUGGAAAACAUGAGACUCAAACAUAGCACUGAAGAACAGCUGGAGAACUCCCACUUCUUGCUAGCUAGAUACAACACAUGCCGCAAUAAAAUGGAGACUUACAAAAUGUCUGUUGCCGAGAUGGAGAGCCAGGUACCUGUUCGUAAGGAGCUGGUGGAGAAGAUGGAAGAGGUGAAGAGACUUAAGGAUUGCAAGGAGGGGCUGAGGAUUGAUUUACAGAAUCCAGAGGGCAAUGCUGUUCAGCAGGCUCAGAAAGAAAUUGAUCAUAUUAAGGCCAAGAUACAUUGCUCAAAAGAGAUGGUGAGGGAAAAAAUUGUACUUUUGGAGAAGGAGAAAGAGACUCAUUCACAACUGAGAAAGGAUAUAGAGAUUCACAACAGAAGAUGUGAGGCCAUUGUCAAGAGACUCUGCUGCCAGCUGAACAAAGCUCAGUCCAGCCACCGACAGCUAAGCAGUGACAUCUCACAAAUGGAGAUAGAGGUGAAACAUCUUAGGAACCAGUUACAGGUAUCUCGUCCCAUGUAGAACCAAACCAGGGAUGGCCGUAUAUGAAUGUGGUAGCGUUUGAGGUGAUGUAACACUUUGCUCACUAAUGUUCUUGAGUUCUUUGGCACAUAUUAGUUGUAUGAAUGUUUUAGCUAGAACAUUUAGUUAUUUUGUUUGAUGUGAAUUUGUGAAUAAUACCUUCGUGCCGCACCAUUCAUGAUCUGAACAGUUGAGGGCAGCACUUUCAACCAGAUGUUCAGGGAUAGGUUCAGCAAAGCUUGCUGGUCACUGUGUUCAUUGCCAUUGAAAUAUAAAGAUUUAAAGACAAGUAAGUGCCUCAUUAAUUAAACACAAUCAUUUUCAACAAGGUUAAACUAAUUCUGAGCCUUCCUUUCUUUUUGGUAUUAGUAUAAGCAACACUUUUAGGUCUGUCAAGUGUUUAUAUAUGUUUCAUAUGCAUUUCAUAUCUUACGUUGCUUCUGUUGAGUUGCUGUACAAUGUCAGACUCGAAACAAAAGUUUUAUCUUUCAGUGAGAAUUAUCUGUUUGGGAAUCAUGUUUUUUUUCUUACUAAUAAAGAAAUAUUGACUUGA
This is a messenger RNA of Pygocentrus nattereri (red-bellied piranha), 1611 nucleotides long. RefSeq names its product coiled-coil domain-containing protein 122. Bases 267 to 1058 code for a protein of 263 amino acids. Lineage: Eukaryota; Metazoa; Chordata; Actinopteri; Characiformes; Serrasalmidae. The transcript is spliced from 5 exons. The record is from RefSeq and is a predicted model, not a curated record.